AUGGCUCCAGAACACAAAAAGUUUUGCGACUCCUAUAAGAGAAACUGUCCGGAUCGAGUUUCACUCAAACAAUCCGGGUCAUUUUUGGGAAAUGAUCGUGAUAGCGAGACUUCAGAUUCGACGUCAUCAGAAGAUAAAACUUAUUUAUAUAAGGGAACGAAAAAAGAAUACUGUGAAAAGUUCAGUGUUAAUUAUGAAUAUUAUUGCAAAGGAACAAUUGAAAAUGCUGAAAUUUUCACAAAAUUCUGUCCAUCCUACAAAAAAGCUUGUGUUACAGCAAAUCAAAAACCAUCGAAUCCAUUCUCCCCAUCUAAAGGCCAAACUCCAGUUUCAAGUGCCAGUACAUCCGAUUUUCCAGACGUAGAGCAUCCGAGCGCCGGAAAAUCAAAAUCUUCAAGAAGGAGAGGCAAAAAAAUCAAAAAAUUGCGACCUUGCUCGAUUGAUUGCGAUGAACGAAUUUUCCCGCAUUGCACAAAACAAUGCAAAUGUGAUUACGACUACCCAGCAGUGCAGAAAUUCUGUAAUCCUCCGCCUCUACCAAUGUUCUUGAACACAUGCAGGCUAUGGUACUACGGAUGUCCGAAAUAUGAGCAAUAUCAUUAUGCAUCCCAGUUCAUCUACUCGAAAGCAGAAAAAGGAAAAGUUCUUGAAGGACCAAAAACACAGACCACUUUCCAAUUAUUGGCACCUUCUGGAGAGACGUUGCCUUAUAAACCUGCAAGAUUCCGAAGGGAUACGGUGGAUAUGGUUCUUUGGCCAAUGGACAAUAGUACAGACUUCAUUGGAUAUUCAGAGGGGAAUAUUGUGGAUAAUUGGGAUAGUUCGAAUUCUUCGAAUGCUUCAAAAGACAGGAUAAUUCAAAAUCCCACCAUCCCAUCACUGCAGAAUUCUUUGGAAACCCAGCAAGAUAAAAUGGUGAAACUGAAAAACGGAACAAUGGUUCAUCUAGUAGCUGCACCAAAACUACCACCACAUGUACAAGCAAAAGAUCAAGUAAUCAAAGAUCCAUCAACUGACACUAAACCACCCGACCUUCCUCGCUCAAAAAAGACCACCGGUGGCGAGGCGGUACCUGUCUAUUCGGAUAGUGUCUUCUCAAACGCCCUGGCUCAAUACAACACAUUGACCGACUCUCGAGGAAUUCUCCAUCGUCCCAGGAGUCGUUCUCCAUUCACAAAACCAGGACUUUGGGAGCCCAAUCCAGACGACCCACAUAACAGGGACCAUGCAAACAAGUACUACUACCAUCCAUACUCUGUUGGUGUCGAUUGGUUGCAGGGGCAAUUGACAUGGGGCGCUCAUUUCGCCGUUCCGGCUGCUGGCGUUGGAGGAACCGAUGGAUUUAGUGCUGUGCACUUUCCAUCGCUUGGUACUUUCCUUAAUAUUCCUGAUGAUUAUGAUUAA
Messenger RNA from Caenorhabditis briggsae, 1404 nucleotides. The coding region runs from base 1 to 1404 and encodes 467 amino acids. The record is from RefSeq and is a predicted model, not a curated record. Lineage: Eukaryota; Metazoa; Nematoda; Chromadorea; Rhabditida; Rhabditidae. The transcript is spliced from 7 exons. Gene Ontology annotation, molecular function: Notch binding. Gene Ontology annotation, biological process: positive regulation of Notch signaling pathway.